Molecule: messenger RNA, 2103 nt
Organism: Pelecanus crispus (Dalmatian pelican)
Lineage: Eukaryota; Metazoa; Chordata; Aves; Pelecaniformes; Pelecanidae
Source: RefSeq, a predicted model, not a curated record
AUCUGUGAAAAGGUGCUAAAAAUGUCGGCAGAUUUAGUGUCCAUCUGCCACACCAUUUUGCAAGCGAUGGCAAUAUUGGGCAAGGCUCAGACUGAGUCCCAGCUGCCUUUGGAAACCAUGGUGCAAGUGAAGAGCACGGCUUUGAGAUACGCCUUUUGCUGUGCUCCAUUUACAGUCAUAGAAAAGCAAAGUCAUAUAAUAAGGAAUUUUAAUGUGUGUUUCAGCCACGGGAACAAAGAAGUAUUUUCUUGUCGAGGAAUCAAACUGGCGGUAGACUGGUUUUUGGAAAGAGGCCACAAGGAUGUUACAGUGUUUGUGCCAGCAUGGAGGAAAGAACAGUCGAGACCUGAUGCUCUUAUCACAGAUCAAGAAAUCUUGCGUAAAUUAGAAAAGGAGAAGAUUCUUGUGUUCACACCGUCCCGCCGAGUGCAAGGGAGAAGGGUGGUAUGCUACGAUGACCGAUUUAUAGUGAAGUUGGCCUUUGAGUCAGACGGCAUCAUUGUUUCUAAUGAUAACUACAGGGAUCUAGCUAAUGAAAAGCCUGAAUGGAAGAAGUUCAUAGAUGAACGCUUGCUGAUGUAUUCAUUUGUUAAUGACAAAUUUAUGCCUCCUGAUGAUCCUCUUGGACGCCAUGGUCCAAGUCUGGACAAUUUUCUUAGGAAGAAGCCUAUUGUGCCGGAACAUAAGAAGCAACCAUGUCCAUAUGGGAAGAAAUGUACCUAUGGACACAAAUGCAAAUACUAUCAUCCGGAAAGAGGAAAUCAGCCUCAGCGAUCUGUAGCUGAUGAACUUCGUGCCAUGUCUAGAAGCACAGCUGCCAAAACUACAAGUGAAGGAGGACUGGUAAAAAGCAAUAGUGUUCCCUGUAGCACUAAAAAUGAUGGCACUUCUGAGCUGAAGCGUGCUGCUCCAAAGAGGCAAUCGGAUCCUAGUAUAAGGACUCAAGUCUAUCAAGACUUGGAGGAAAAGCUUCCCACCAAAAACAAAUUGGAAACCAGGUCUGUACCUUCUUUAGUUAGUAUACCAAGUUCCUCUACUGCAAAACCCCAAAGUACUGCACCUUUAACUAACGGCCUUCCAUCCGGAGUUCACUUCCCACCUCAGGAUCAAAGACCACAGGGACAGUAUCCUACAGUGAUGAUGGCAACCAAAAAUCACGGAACGCCAAUGCCUUAUGACCAGUAUCCAAAAUGUGAGUCUCCUGUGGAUGUAGGGUAUUACUCUAUGCUGAGUGCAUAUUCAAAUCUAGGUAUAUCUGGUCCACGUAGUCCUGAAAGGCGCUUCUCCUUGGACACAGAUUAUAGGAUUAGCUCUGUAGCUUCUGACUGCAGCAGCGAAGGGAGCGUUAGCUGUGGCAGUAGUGAUUCCUACGUGGGUUACAGCGAUCGCUCUUACAUGAGUUCACCUGACCCACAGCUAGAGGAGAACUUGAAGUGCCAACAUAUGCACCCCCAUGGCCGCCUUAACACUCAGCCCUUCCUACAGAGCUACCAUGAGCCUCUCACACGAGUGCAAAGCUAUAGUCACGAAGAACCAAAGCAUCACCACAAACCUCCAAUUCCAUACAUGGCUGUGCAUCUGCAGCAUCCAACAGUUGGUGCUCGUUCUAGUUGUCCGAAUGACUACUCUACGUCUCAGAGUUCGUCACAUUCAAAGACCAUGCAUCUGGGGAGAACCCUCGUGUCCACGAGAAUAGACAGCAUUUCAGACUCGCGUUUAUAUGAUAAUUCUCCAUUAAGACACAGAAAGCCUUAUUCUGGCCAAGAUGGGCUUGGAAGCUGGGAUAGGCAGAGUUACGGGAUAGAUGCGUAUGGCUACCGCCAGACCUACUCCUUGCCGAGUAACCCCACGCAGCCGUGUUAUGAGCAGUUUGCCUUCCAAAGCUUACCUGAACAGCAGGACCAGACCUGGCGCGUACCUUACUGUGGAAUCCCUCAAGACCCUCCAAGGCACCAAGACACCCGGGAGAAGGUUUACAUUAACCUCUGCAACAUCUUCCCCCCUGAUCUUGUGAGGAUCGUUAUGAAGAAGAACCCUCACGUGACGGACGCUCAGCAGCUCGCUGCAGCCAUCUUAGUGGAAAAAUCUCAGCUAGGUUAUUGA